This is a messenger RNA of Alternaria novae-zelandiae, 918 nucleotides long. RefSeq lists its product as uncharacterized. The transcript has a single exon. Bases 1 to 918 code for a protein of 305 amino acids. The record is from RefSeq and is a predicted model, not a curated record. Gene Ontology annotation, biological process: protein catabolic process. Gene Ontology annotation, molecular function: protein-N-terminal asparagine amidohydrolase activity; protein-N-terminal glutamine amidohydrolase activity. NCBI's taxonomy places the organism in Eukaryota, Fungi, Ascomycota, Dothideomycetes, Pleosporales, Pleosporaceae.
AUGAAAGUCGCCUGUCUCCAGUUCGCCCCAGAAGUCGGGCGCGUCCCAGAAAACAUCCAAAGAGCAGAACGCAUCCUCCAGUCCACCGCCAUUCCUCACGACCUAGCAUGGCUCGUCCUUCCCGAACUCGCCUUCUCAGGUUACAACUUCCAAUCACUGGAGGAGAUCCAACCCUUCCUCGAGCCUACCACAUCCGGCAUCUCAACCCAAUGGGCGCAGAAAGUAGCAAAACACUACAACUGCCACGUCACAGUCGGUUACCCAGAAAUCACCACCCCAGCCACCAAUCCCGCGGACAGUCAAACGCAGUACAACUCCACCGUCACUGUAUCGCCAGAUGGAGAAAUACUAAACAACUACCGGAAAUCCUUCCUUUACUACACAGACGAGACAUGGGCAUCUGAAGGACCGGGCUCGAAGUCGCAUAAACUAUCCAAUCCCUCAUCGCCAGAUUCUCCCUUCUAUGCCGGUCAACUCGGUAGCCUGGGGAAGGUUACCAUGGGGAUAUGUAUGGAUAUAAAUCCUUACAAGUUCGUCUCUCCUUGGGCCGAUUACGAGUUCUCUACUCUCGCUCUAACAUCACAAUCUCCGAUUGUUUGCAUAAGCAUGGCUUGGCUGUGCCAUCUCACGCCUGCGGAACUUGUACAGGAGCCAUCGCAGCCGGAUAUAGCGACGGUAGCGUACUGGGUCGAGCGCUUCCAACCGCUUGUUGAGGCCAAGGGGGAUAAACCCGUCUAUAUCAUCAUGGCGAAUCGGUGUGGAAUGGAGAAGGGCGUCUGCUAUGCAGGCAGCAGUACGGUGAUAAAGAUCGAGAAGGGCGUUGUCAGUCUGUACGAGACAGCGGGCAAGAGCGAGGAGACUUGUUUGAUCGUGGAUCUGACCCAGCGACCCAAGUUCCAGGUGAGGAGUGGGAGGUGA